Messenger RNA from Athene cunicularia (burrowing owl), 1194 nucleotides. Its product is annotated as serpin B4-like. Gene Ontology annotation, molecular function: serine-type endopeptidase inhibitor activity. Bases 1 to 1194 code for a protein of 397 amino acids. NCBI's taxonomy places the organism in Eukaryota, Metazoa, Chordata, Aves, Strigiformes, Strigidae. Gene Ontology annotation, biological process: negative regulation of endopeptidase activity. The record is from RefSeq and is a predicted model, not a curated record. The transcript has 7 exons.
AUGUGCUCACUCAGUGCAGCCAAUGCCAAGUUCUGUCUUGACUUUUUUAGAGAGUUGAGCAAAAGAAACAGAAAUGAAAAUAUUUUCUUUUCCCCACUAAGUCUCUCAGCUGCAUUUGGGAUGGUUGUCCUCGGAGCCAGGGGCAACACACUCAAACAGAUUGAGAAGGUAUUUCAUUUCAGUGAAGUUUUGAACAGUACAAGUCAGGGAAGCAGAUACCCUUCUGAGAAGUGUGAAGAAGCUGGAGGAGUCCAUUCCCAGUUCCAGGCGCUGCUGGCUGCAGUCAGUGAACCCAGACCAGGCUGCUCUCUCACCAUUGCCAACAGGCUCUUUGGAGAAAUUACUUAUCCAUUCUUUCAGCAAUACUUGGAUUCCACUAAGAAAUUCUAUCGAGCAGAGCUGGAACCAGUCAAUUUUAAAUACCCUGAAGAAGAAGCCAGAGAGAAGAUUAACCUCUGGGUGGAAAGUGAGACAAAAGGUAAAAUCAAAGACCUAUUUGCUGCUGGGUUUAUUGAUCCCUCUACUGUACUUGUCCUGGUCAAUGCUAUAUAUUUUAAAGGAAAGUGGGCAGUAGGAUUUAAGAAAGAAGACACUAAGGAAACAUAUUUCCAACUGAACAAGAAUGAGAGAAGGACAGUGCAGAUGAUGUUUCAAGAAGGUUAUUUUAACAUGGCCAUCAUAGAGGAAAUGAAAAUGAAAGUGAUAGAGCUCCCAUACUUUGAUAAUGAACUGAGCAUGUUCAUUCUUCUUCCUGAAGUUGUCUCUGAGGACUUUACUGGCCUAGAGCAGCUUGAAUGCACCCUCACAUAUGAAAAACUUGCAGGAUGGACCAGCUCAGCUAGGAUGCAACAGCUGAAAGUGAAGCUGUAUCUGCCUCAGUUCAAGAUGGAGGAAAGUUACGUUCUCAACAAAACUCUUGAGGGUAUGGGAGUGAUGAAUGUUUUUGACUGGGGAAAAGCUGAUUUGUCAGGAAUCUCCAGGAAAGAUGGUUUGGUUGUGUCCAAGGCCAUCCAGAAGUCAUCCGUGGAAGUCAAUGAAGAGGGGACUGAAGCAGUUGGUGCCAUGGGGCUUGUUGCAGUGCCUCUGUGUCGCUCGAUUUCUUAUGAAUUCAAAGCUGACCAUCCAUUCCUCUUCUUCAUCAGACACAACUCAACCAACACCAUUCUCUUCUUUGGAAGAUAUUCGUCCCCUUAA